This is a messenger RNA of Pogona vitticeps (central bearded dragon), 2018 nucleotides long. RefSeq lists its product as uncharacterized. The record is from RefSeq and is a predicted model, not a curated record. Lineage: Eukaryota; Metazoa; Chordata; Lepidosauria; Squamata; Agamidae.
CUUCAUUAAAGUGAAAUAUAUUUGGCUACCCAGAAUUAUACACAGUAUAGCAGAAAUAUAGCAUGUACACAAAUAACAGUAAGAAAGUGCAGUCAACAUUGGUGUGAGAUUAUCUUUUGCCUAGCAUUUUUGUUUCUUGAUCCACAAAUUUCUUAAAUUAGCUGUUGCAUAUUUUUGUCAAAACCUAUGAUUGAAGUUCACAAGUCUGUUGAUCCUGGAGGAGCUUGUACCAAUGACUGAUGAAUGUCAGAACUGGCUGUAAAGUUUCUACUAGAUAAGAAGAGUAUCAAAAUAUAUUCAUUGCUUGGAAGACCAAUGAAUUGAUUAUAUUGACCAAGGCCUCCUUGUGUAAAAUCCAAAGAAGUGAGGCAACAAGAAAUGAUGAACUAUGUGUUCCUUGUUCCCAUUCUAAAGUAACUACACACUAACUAUAGAGUUUAGAAGUACUUGCUUUUACCAUUCCCUGUGAGGAAAAGAAUCAUUAAUACAAGUUUUUCUAUCAUGUUUUUGCUUUCAUUAUAUUUUCAGUCAAUGGUGAUGACAUGCAUGGAAAAGAGACUCUCGGUAAAUUUGUUCCUUUCCCACAGAAGAGUCAAUACUCUGCUGAUACCAGGUGGAAAAGAGACAGUGUUACUAAAGAUAAUCAUCUCAUCAAUGGAACUGUCGGUGAUUGUAUGCUCCUUGACCCUAAUAGCCAGAAACCAGCAGUCAAUGUGCAUUACUUGAUUUGGAAGAAAGGCAGCUUCUUAGGGAAGAUGAAAGGUCCAAAUGUAACGCCCUGCAAAACUGACAACAAAAGAUGUACAGUAUUAUUGCUAGUAAUGGCAGCUUGAGUUUGUGCCCAGCAUGGCUGGAGGAUAGUGGGCAGUACGUGGUAGAAGCUUAUACCAAGGAUGGAAUACAGGAAUACACUCACAGAUUUCAAGUAGUGCUUGCUCAACCCAAAUUAAGGAGUAAUCUCAUCAAUGGAACGCCUGGUAAUUGUGUGCUAUUUGAUCUGGACAGCAGAAAACCAGCAAUCCGCAUUAGUAAUGUAACUUGGAGAAAAGACCAUAUCUUAAUGGGGAAGAUGAAAGGUGGCAAUGUAACCGCCUGUGAAAUCUACAGCAAAAGAUGUCUUAUCUUUAUCAAUGGCAGCUUGAGUUUGUGUCCCAUGUGGCUGGAAGAUUCUGGGCAGUAUUUUGUAGAAGUAUUUACGGAUGAUGGAAAACAGCUGUACAAUCAAUCAAUUCAUCUGGUUCUUACUGACAUUGAAGGUCCAGCACAGCAUGAACUCUACACCGCUGCGGAAGGCCAGUGGCCUAUGAGUAGAAAUGAGGAAGAGACCACAGCAGCAGCAGCAGCUCCUUGUAUUACUAAGAACCCUACAUCUUUAAAUAUUUCCACUUUUCAAGUACAGGAGAGGCUGCUGGUGAGGAAUGGGGAGAAACCAUCAUGAGGAAUGGAAUGGAGUGUCACAUCUUGUUGGAAGGCGCAAUUUGUUCAGAACCUCAGUAAUCUAGGUAAUAAUAUGGUAGAUCACCAUGCCAACCCGAACAUGCAAUCUUGCCUGAUAUAAAGAUGCCAGACAGGGUCAAGGUCAGACUUCAUUAGUACUUGGAGGGGAGGAAUCCUGACUCAAACCCUGCAGAGGUGUUGCUACCAGCCACAACAGAUAAUGCUCUGCUGGAUGAAUGAUUCAGCAUAAGACCACUUUCUGUAUUCCUAUCUUCUGUUUGGUAUGAGUUAAAUAAUAUUUGGCAAAGACAUCUGGAUUAGUCUUUGAAUACAAAAAAGUAUCUGAGUAAAUACUUUUAAUUUCCUCUGUAAUGAAAACAAGCAGUAGCAUAGCUGAGGACUACCAUUUUCACAAGUGGUUGUUGCUUUGCUGACUGAUUAGACAGCUUGAGUCAUAUUAUGCAUUUUCUUUUUUUAACUAAGAAGUUGUUGACUUCGUAAGUUAGUUAUUUUUGCUAAAGUUGGAAAUAUAAUUCUGUAUUGCUGCCUUUUAUUGUCCUUUCUGUCUGAAGAACAGCUAA